CCUGAUCGCAUUGGCUUCAUCUCUCUUUCAAACGAAAUCUUCAAAGUCCUGACUCAAGCCCACAUCUGCAAGGAAAAAUUGCAAGAACAGAAUGAGCGAAUAGACAACAAAGCCAAGGAAUACGACUGUGUCACAGAAGAGGAAACUCUAAGCAGUAUCGAAGAAGGAAAAUUGCUUAAGUGCGACGAGGGAUAUGAGAAAGUCAUACAUCACGACGUCGAAGGAGAAAAUACCGAUACCACGGUCGCUUUGCAGAUUCCCCGUGUGGGGAUCCGAAUGGUGCCCAUGGUUUUGGUUGACAACCAGCCACCGCAGAAUAUCCCACUACCGACAUCGAAACGGCCCCUCGCAGCUGGAGAGUCUCUUAUUCAAGUUCACGCUGCUGCUCUAAACCCUGUCGACUACAAGCUAGCAGAGCUGCCAGUGGUUGGACGAAUGGCCAUCCCGAAACCAGCAACACCUGGGCUUGAUUUUGCUGGAAAGGUUGUCCAAGAAGGACCCGGCUGCAAUGUUAAGGUUGGGCAGAUGGUAUUUGGCAAACUCGAGCCAAAGCAACAGUUUGGCACACUCGGGGAAUACGUUAUCGGUUCAAAAGCUGGGACGGUGCCGAUACCUAGUGGCGUAUCUGUAGAGCAAGCAGCGACGCUAGGGGUUUGUGGACUUGUGACAUAUCAGUGUCUUGCUCCAAAUGUGAGAGCUGGUGAUCGAGUAUUCAUCAAUGGUGGUUCGGGAGGUACGGGAACAUUUGCCAUACAGAUCGCCAAAGCUUUGGGAUGCCAUGUUACUACAACCUGCUCAGGUGCAAACACCCAACUGUGCAAGGAUCUUGGAGCCGAUGAGUUGAUUGACUAUCGUGAAAACGAUGUUUCUACUCUUCUCGCAAGCAGCUCGAAGCACUAUGAUAUGGUUCUCGAUAACGUUGGCCACCAGUUCGAACUCUACUGGAAAUCUCCCUCCUUCACGAAGCCUGGAGCGAAGUACGUCCAGAUCGGGUCCCAGGUCAGCUUGCCCUUCAUAUAUGACCUCGCUUUCCGCUUCUUGGUACCCAUGUGGCUUGGAGGCGGGCAACGGCCGUUCUCAUUCGGUCUUGCUUCUACAGAUUACGAUGACUUCAUCAAGUUGGGCAAACUUGUCGCGGACGGCAAAGUGAAGCCUGUCGUGGACGAACUUUUUGCAUUCAACAAUGUACAUAGAGCAUACGAGAAGCUCAGGACCGGCAGGGCGAAGGGCAAGAUUGUAGUCAGGAGAGAUGUGAAUUGGCAAGACCUUCGAACUCGUCACGAUAGAGCUUUCAUGGCCGUCGUACCCGAUCUUGAGUCAAUUCCGCCAACUGCGCACGAUAUCACCUGGCUUGAUUACGAGAUCCCCGCCGUAGGGGCCAUCUUUCGCCAGCCGACUGGCAAUAGUAGCGACCAGGAUCUACUGGGUGCUAGGGAAAUUCCGUCCACAUUUGACCUUAGGCAGGUACGGAUGUGGCUCGAUGUAUGUCGCAGCGAGCAUGGUGACGCAUGCAAGCAACGCGCAUCAUACGAGCCUAUAACCCGAGGCUUUCGUCUCAUCAACUGUUCAAAAGAUCCUCCGGAGGUGGAGGAACAGCCAUGGGGGACACCAUAUGCAGCUCUAAGCUAUGUCUGGGGAUCUACCUCCGCGGAUCGGGACCCUUGGCCAGCGACGGUUAUGGACGCAGUCGAGGUCACACGCAAACUCAACUUCACCUAUCUAUGGGUGGAUCGGAGUUGUAUAAACCAAUCGGAUUUGGAUGAGAAAGGCUACCUAAUUUCGAGGAUGACGACGAUAUACGAAGCAGCGGAUUUCACGAUCGUAGCAGCGGCAGGAAGCGGUGCUAGCCAUGGUCUCCCUGGGGUACGGUCGACACCCCGCAGACCGCAACCAAAGUACUAUGUCGAUAGCGGAAGCUUACUCUUAUCAAUACUUCCUGAUCCCCGGCGAGAAGUGAUGCAGUCGCAGUAUUGGACUCGUGGCUGGACUUACCAAGAAGGGGUGCUUUCCAAUCGCCGCAUUGUUUUCACCGAACACCAGACCUACUGGGAAUGUCGCAGUAUGGCGUCUCACGAGAGCGCAGACAUAACUCUGUUCCAUACACCUGCAAGCCUCAAAGAUGAUUCUAAUUAUCUUCUGGUCGACUUCUUGCUUACUGGCAUAUUCAAAGGAGGUGCUUUCAGUGGAGGUAGCAAUGCGCACCAAGAUGAUGCUGUUAUCUCCAACGACGAGGAAUAUCGGCUUGACUAUGGGUUUCCAGUGGUUAAUGAGAUCAAUGUUAGAGCGCAACUGCGAGGGCUGGCUGAUCACAUGCGUGAAUUCACUAAGAGGCGCUUGACGCAAGACACAGAUAUCCUGCCAGCAUAUUGCCAUAAAAUGCUUCUACGUCCAGCACGCACCUGCACACGGUCACUCCACACACCAACACGCGCAUUUGCGGCCCGACAAUCCAUAUACCCACCGAACGACGCUUUCCGAAACCGGCAAAACCUAGUUCCUGAAUUUUCGACCAAACAGUCAUCACUGAAUCUGAGCAGACGAUUCAUAGCAACCUCAGCACCUCGACUUCAACAAAUUGGCUCCGCAGAACGGAUCUCAACAUCCAAGAUGGCAGGUGACGACCACUACCUUACUCUGUCCUGCCCCGAUAAAGCAGGCAUUGUGUAUGCUGUCACGGGUCUCUUAGCGAAGGAAAACCUCACCAUUCUGGAUCUACAGCAAUUCUCCGACCCAGACUCCAAGACUUUCUUCAUGCGCGUCCAUUUUGGACACUCCCCUGAUGUCUCCGCACUACAAGAUAGCAUGAAAAAGCUCGCCUCGGAGAUGAGCAUGACGUACCAGAUCCAGCGGGUAGACGCAAAGCCUAAGGUCCUUAUCAUGGUGUCCAAGAUCGGCCAUUGCCUCAACGAUUUAUUGUUUCGCGUCAAGUCUGGUCAACUUAAGGUGGAUGUACCAAUCAUUGUAUCCAACCACCCCGAGUUCGCUGAACUAGCAAAGAACAACGGUAUCGAAUUCCACCACCUACCCGUAACCAAGGAUACCAAAGAGAAACAGGAGACACAGAUAUUGGAUUUGAUCAAACAACACAAUAUCGAUCUCGUGGUUCUCGCACGCUACAUGCAAGUGCUCUCGCCCCGUCUGUGUACAGAAAUGUCGGGCAAGAUCAUCAAUAUCCAUCACUCUUUCUUGCCUUCUUUCAAGGGCGCGAAACCGUACCAUCAGGCUUAUGAGCGUGGUGUUAAGAUCAUCGGGGCAACCGCACAUUUUGUUACAGCGGAUUUGGAUGAGGGACCAAUAAUUGAACAGCGCGUUGCGAGGGUUGAUCAUGCUUUGAGCCCCAAGGAAUUGGUGGAGGAGGGAAGCAAUGUUGAAAGUCAGGUCUUGGCUGCGGCGGUCAAGUGGUGGAGUGAGAAGAGGGUAUUUUUGAACGGUCAGAAAACCGUCGUGUUCAACUAG
Molecule: messenger RNA, 3456 nt
Organism: Alternaria burnsii
Lineage: Eukaryota; Fungi; Ascomycota; Dothideomycetes; Pleosporales; Pleosporaceae
Product: formyltetrahydrofolate deformylase
Exons: 6
Biological process (GO): 'de novo' IMP biosynthetic process
Molecular function (GO): oxidoreductase activity; formyltetrahydrofolate deformylase activity
Source: RefSeq, a predicted model, not a curated record